Leptidea sinapis is the source of this 2072-nucleotide messenger RNA. RefSeq lists its product as uncharacterized. The coding region runs from base 89 to 1438 and encodes 449 amino acids. Lineage: Eukaryota; Metazoa; Arthropoda; Insecta; Lepidoptera; Pieridae. Gene Ontology annotation, molecular function: nucleic acid binding. The transcript has a single exon. The record is from RefSeq and is a predicted model, not a curated record.
UAGAGAGUUUCGCUAGCUCUGUAUCUGCUCAUGCUGUUAAUGUUUAAUAAUAUUGUUGCGAUCCAUUGUUAUUGUUUUGAUUUUAGUAAUGACUGAUCCGAAUCCAUCAGGUUCCGUUCCAAAAAAACGAGUUUUUAUUCAUCGCCAAGCACGAGAGAUGGCGAAAAAUGUUUUAGACAUGUGUAUUGAAGAAAGACAGAACAAACAUUUGAUAUUUAAUUUAAAUAAUGCUUUCGAUCGAGCAAGCCGUUAUACCGGACUUUCGAAAAGAACACUGGCUGCAAUUCAGAAUGAAGCCAAAAAAGGGCCUCUUUGUACUCCUUCUAAAAAGAAAAGGCCAUGUAACAAAAAGAACAAUUUAAAUGUAGAUGAUUUUGAUCGAAAUGUUAUACGCAGAAUCAUCGAAGAAUUUUAUUUAACUAAAAAAAUAUUUCCAACUUGCAUUGAACUCCUGGCAGCUAUUCGGGAGAAAAUCGAGUUUCCAUGGAGAGCGACCAGUUUAAGAAAAUUGUUAAAAGAGAUGGGAUAUAAGUGGCAUAAACGCAGAAUUCUGGUAGAAAGGCCAGCUGUUGCAUGUGCACGGUCAAAUUAUUUGCGAAAAAUUCGUCAAUACAGGCAAGACAAUAGAAAUAUUUUUUUUUUGGAUGAGACAUGGAUAGAUAAGAACCUCACUUUUAAAAAAUGUUGGAGAAAUGAAAUGAUCGACACAGUGUUAACAGAUACAAGCUCCACAUACAGGCUCAUUCUUGUUCACGCAGGAACAAGAGGGGGGUUUAUAAAUGGGGCAAAACUACUUUUUAAAGCUGGUACUACCUUAGGUGAUUAUCAAGGACAGAUGAACAGUAUUCAUUUUGAGAAGUGGGCGACUGAAAUAUUAAUCCCUAAUCUACCACAAAACAGUGUUAUUGUGAUGGACAACACACCAUAUUACAUUGUACAAGAAAAUAGAGUCCCAACAUUGUCCAGCACCAAAACAAUAAUGUUAGAAUGGUUAACAAAGAACAAUGUGGAAACUUCACUUACGAUGAGUAAAGAUCAGCUCUUUCGUUUGGUUCAGUUACAUAAACCUACAGAAAAAUCAUUUAAAAUUGAUGAAUUCAUCAGAAGUCAUGGCCAUGUUGUGGUAACACUACCACCGUACAUGUGCAACCUCAACCCAAUUGAGUUGGCUUGGGCAAAAGUAAAACGAAUAGUAAAGAAUCACAAUGUCACUUCCAAUCUAUCCCUGAGCAGGUUAAAAGAAGUUACGGAGCUGGCACUCACUCAGGUCACAGAGGAAGAUUGGUGUGCCUUCAAUGAUCACAUCAUCAUUUUAGAAGAAAACUAUUGGCAAAGAGAUGGAUUACUUGAAGAUACCAUAGAUCUAUUUGUAACUAAGGUCAGCGACUGUGAGGAUAGUGACACCAAGUCAAACAUGUCUGAAUCUGAUGAUAAUUAACUUUAAAUGUUUUUAUGAACAAAUUAUAAUAAUAAUAUUGACAUACUUUUACACAAAUAUUCCCCAAACUAGGCAUAGCCUGUACUAUGGGUACAAAACAAGAAUAUAUUUUAUACAAUAAAGUAAACAUACAUAUAAACAUUCAUGACUUGGAAACAAACAUCCAUAUUCAUCAUAUAAAUGAUUACACCUACCUGAAUGUGAAUCCGGGACCUCUAGCUUAGUAGUCAGAGUGAAAAAACCAUUUUAACCUAGUGUAAAAUGGUAAACAUUGUUUAAAUUUGUCACCCUCAUUAUGCUCAUCAAACAUAAUUAUAAUAAGGUCACAACACUAUUGCAACACUGAACCUGCAUUCAACUCAUAGUCUAUCUGAACAUAUUUUUUGGCUAUUUGCCGCUAGAUUUUUAUUGGGUAGCAACUAGCAAAUGUAAAAUAUUGUAAUUAAUUAAAAUGUCAAAAACCAAAUCAUGAAAACAAUAAAAAUAAUGGGUACUUAUAUUUCCAGGGUAACUAUAUAGUUAAUCAUAGUUAGCUAAGCUAAAAAUUAGUAAUUUAAGUUAUAUUACCAAAGUUAUCAAUUUUCUUAGUCUGUGAGACCAGAAUACUUGUAAAAUUAAAGUUACUUAAUUUGUA